AUGUUUCCAGAACUCCAUCCAAAUAUUACAGACGCAGUCUCCCCAGAAAUAUCCUCGAUAUGGUUCAAUGAAGACGAUGACAACGAAGAUUUCGACCAUGAACGGUUUACCCACGUCAUGGGCAGAUUUAUAUGUAAUAACAGUACCUGUGAAAAACGGUUUUGGGAUAGCAGGAAGGUGCCUAUCGAGAUAAGAGGAUACGAAGACAACGGGUACACUGCAAUUGUGUAUAACCAGAGUUGCAAGUCCUGCGACCGGCUAGGCACUUUUGAGCUGGACGAACGAUCCUAUAUCGAACGGGUCGCAUAUCGGCUCAAGAAAUGGGCAGGUGUGGAAAUGGAGGCGCCACCGUUCAAGAGAAUCGAAGGCCCACCACAUGAACGAGCAUAUUGUGAAGGCUGUAAACGAGGUAAAUGUCGAGAGGGAGAUGGGUUUGAAUUAUAUUAG
Cucurbitaria berberidis CBS 394.84 is the source of this 447-nucleotide messenger RNA. RefSeq lists its product as uncharacterized. Bases 1 to 447 code for a protein of 148 amino acids. NCBI's taxonomy places the organism in Eukaryota, Fungi, Ascomycota, Dothideomycetes, Pleosporales, Cucurbitariaceae. The transcript has a single exon. The record is from RefSeq and is a predicted model, not a curated record.